Carassius gibelio (silver crucian carp) is the source of this 1658-nucleotide messenger RNA. It is a transcript of the gene abhd14b, whose product is annotated as abhydrolase domain containing 14B. Lineage: Eukaryota; Metazoa; Chordata; Actinopteri; Cypriniformes; Cyprinidae. The transcript is spliced from 4 exons. The record is from RefSeq and is a predicted model, not a curated record. Gene Ontology annotation, cellular component: cytoplasm. Bases 252 to 887 code for a protein of 211 amino acids.
UAAUCGAGAAUACAUUAAUUGUGAAUGAAUAAUUCGCAUAAAAUAUAUGGUUAAAUGCACUAGGGGACUCGGGGGCGGGGCAGUGACGGCGGGUGUAAUUGUUGUCAGAGCCGCUAGAGGGCAGUGUGUCUCUGGUAAAACUGACACAAUCUUCCGGGACUCAAACCUCUGCAACUGUUUACUCUGGAACAAAAAUAUUUGACUGUCAUACUCUGGUUCGUAGAGGUUUCGCUCUCGUGUGUAUCAUCAUCAUGUCUUCGGUUGAGGUGUCUGAAGGCUCGGUUCUGCUGGAGAUCUGCGGAGAUCAGCCGCUGUUCUACCGACAGGCGCUUCCGUCGAGCGGGGCCAGACUCUGCGUGCUGCUGCUGCACGGGAUCCGGUUCUCGUCGGAAAACUGGCUGAAGAUCGGGACUCUGGAGAGCUUAGCUGCCGCAGGUUACCGAGCUGUGGCCAUCGACCUGCCAGGUUUGGGUCAGUCUAAGGCGGCUCCGGCCCCGGCUCCAGUGGGUCAGCCGGCUCCAGGUGUGUUCCUCAGACAGGUGUGUGAGGCUCUGCAGACCGGCCCUGUGGUGGUCAUCAGUCCGUCUCUCAGCGGCAUGUACUCGCUGCCCUUCCUCUUCCAGCACUCCGAGCUGGUCAAGGCCUACAUCCCUGUGGCUCCCAUCUGCACAGAGAAGUUCACAGCAGAGCAGUACAGCAGCGUGCAGACUCCAGCUCUUAUAGUUUAUGGAGACCAGGACACUCAGCUCGGGGAAGCGUCGCUAAGCAAUCUGAAGAAUCUGCCCAAUCACAAAGUGGUGGUAAUGAAGGGGGCGGGGCAUCCUUGUUAUCUUGAUGAUCCAGAGACCUGGCAUAAAGCGGUCCUGGACUUCCUACAGUCGUUGUGAUCAUGUUAAAAACCCUAAUCGUUUAAAACAUAUGAAGUAUGUUUAAUUUCAUACUUAUCUGAUUAUGUAAAAAAAAAAACACUAUCUUUUAUCUAUGUAAGUCUGCAUUAAUUGGCUUUUUUGUGUUAUUAGUUGCAAUGUUUUUCAUUUUCAAGACCUAAAGUUGACACAAGUUUGCUGUUUUCUGAGUUAAAGAGGAUAGUCAAUGAGAAAAGAACAGGAUGGGACUUGAUGUUAUCCAUUGGGAACCGAUAAGACUGAAAAAUUGGUGUUUCUUAUCAAUGGAGCCUUUUUUCAAAAUUGUGUGCAAGGAAUCAUUUUUCACAGUCAUUAACAAAAAUCAUGCAUAAAAGUAAAUAAGAGUAACUCUUGAAUUUUCUUUUUUAAUUCAGAAAUGGAUGCAAGUUUGUGAUAUGUCGCCUUUUAAUAUGCCUUUGACAAUAUAGUGUAUUUUUCCCCAAACUUUUUUACUAUUUAACUUUAUCAUAGUAAUUUUGUGUUUUUAAAAGAGAUUAAUAGAAACUGCAACUUAAAAGUGAAUAAUUAAAUAUACUUUUAAGAAUGUUUUAAUUGUAUAAAAGAGUAUUAUGAUGCUAUACAUGUUAAAAUAGGGACCAGUGACUUCAAUCACAUUCACGUGUUUACGCAUCUCUAAUAAGUCUCUGUAAGUUGUUGAUUGCAUCAGAAAAAUAACCACUACACAAUGCACUGAAGUGAAAAAUAUGAACAUUAUUUAAUAACUGAUUCUCUGUAAUAAACAAUUUGAAAAUA